AUGACACCUCCUGACAUCCACACGCAUUGGGAUAUCUCGUUCGAAUGGACCGAACUUCAUCAGACAGCAGAGCAGCUGCGUCCAAUGACUUUUACGUAUGACAAGCUAGCGGACGAUUGUAUCGCAAAGCUCAACGAGCUCUCGCCUCCGGAGAAGUACCGUCCCAAAGCCGGCGAACCACCAACUAAAGCACCCAAACGUGACCUGCUUGCGCUAUUGGAGAAGCAUGCAAAGGAUGAUCCCAAGCUUAAAGAGCUGUUGACGGAAAUCAACACCGUCCCUGACUGGGUCGACUGGGAUCAGGUCAAAAGAGGGCAGGAAGUGUUCUUCCGCUACGGGAUGCCAAUAAUGAAUGUGCUCAGCUUUCAAAGCCUAUUAGGUGGAAUGGGUGCCAACCGUAUUGUUGAGACUCUGGCCCGGACUGGAGGAUUCUCUGCAGAUGUUGUUCGACGAAGACUAUUGGAGACUCUUCAGCACAUCCUCCAGGUGUCUCUUUCUGUAGACUCCAUGAAGCCCGGUGGCGCUGGUCAUCAGUCUUCGGUUAGAGUGAGGCUCCUGCACUCAUCCGUCCGGUCUCGGAUUCUCAGUCUUGUCAAAGAGAAGCCGGAAUAUUAUGAUAUCGAGAAAUUCGGUAUCCCGAUCAGCGAUCUCGAUUGCAUUGGGACAAUCAACACAUUCUCAACCAGUGUGGUUUGGAUGGGCCUCCCCCGACAGGGUAUCUACCCCACGGAGAACGAAAUCGAGGAUUACAUAGCUCUUUGGAGGCUGGUGGCAUAUUACAUGGGCACCCCAACCGACUUCCUCGCGGACAAACCUACCGCUAAGGCAUUUAUGGAGUCGAUUCUGGAAUUUGAGGUCGACCCCAAGCCCAUCGGGCAAGUUCUUGCUAAGAACAUUGUCAUCGGUCUUGAGAAUACUGCACCCACCUUUGCGUCGAAGGAGUUCAUGGAGGCUAUGGCCCGGCAUCUCAACGGCAACAAACUCUCAGAUCGCCUCGACAUCCCGAAGACAAGCCUUUACUACCAGACGCUCAUAUACGGCUACUGUUAUCUUGUCAUGGUAGUAGCAUACUCAAAUCGAGUCUUCCCGCUCUUCGACAAGGUGUGGAUUGCGGUUCGUCGAAAGAUGUAUUACUCGAUAAUAACAGACAAGGAGCACGGCCUUGGAGGGGAGACAAUCUUUGACUUCAAGUACGUCCCUUGGUUCACUCGGACGACGAAGCUAGGAACUCGCAAAAAUAGAAAGGUGUCCAAGCCCGGUAUUGAGACUCUCGCCCAGCUGGGCGUCCUUGCUGUAUGCACUUCAGCAGCAACGGCGCUCUAUGGUGCCAUGGCAGGCGCACGUAUACUUGGUCGGCAAAAGCUUUUGCGAGCGUGA
This is a messenger RNA of Aspergillus versicolor CBS 583.65, 1377 nucleotides long. Its product is annotated as oxygenase MpaB family protein. NCBI's taxonomy places the organism in Eukaryota, Fungi, Ascomycota, Eurotiomycetes, Eurotiales, Aspergillaceae. Bases 1 to 1377 code for a protein of 458 amino acids. The record is from RefSeq and is a predicted model, not a curated record. Gene Ontology annotation, molecular function: oxidoreductase activity. The transcript has 4 exons.